Molecule: messenger RNA, 1284 nt
Organism: Pyricularia oryzae 70-15
Lineage: Eukaryota; Fungi; Ascomycota; Sordariomycetes; Magnaporthales; Pyriculariaceae
Product: G/U mismatch-specific uracil DNA glycosylase
Exons: 1
Coding region: 77-1033 (318 amino acids)
Biological process (GO): base-excision repair, AP site formation
Molecular function (GO): mismatch base pair DNA N-glycosylase activity
Source: RefSeq, a predicted model, not a curated record
GCAUAAACCAUGACUUCCCCUACAUACACCACGUCUUGUCGUGCAGCCGCUUUGAUUCGCGCUGAAUCCAUGCAAAAUGUCACCCGACUCAGAUGACAAGCAGCCGACGUCUCCUAAUAACUGUCCCAGUCCAAGCUUCAAAGGGCGGCUCAAUCUGCAGGACUUCGUCUAUAAAAACCAGCAUCUCGCCACGAGUAGUACUCGAGCCGCCCGGGUGGCAAACAGGAGGCAAUCAACACCCAUCUCAGGCUCCACCUCGCCAGCUCCAACGUCCAGGUCAAACCCAAGCAGGGCCUCGAAACGGAAACAACAGGGUAGCGAGGAGGAAUCAAGCCCUUCAAAAAAGCGCAUCAGACCCCCAUCAACCUACGCGCCGCCAUCAACGUAUGCCCACCUCACACCCCUCACAGAUGCUCUCCACCCGAAAAUGUUUGUGCUCUUUAUUGGGCUCAACCCGGGUGUCGAGACGGCGCGGACAGGUCAUGCCUACGCUCACCCUACCAACCUGUUUUGGCGGCUGCUGCACGGCUCCAACAUCACCACCCGCCUCUGCCGGGCUGCUGAGUACUCGUCGCUGCCUGACUUUGGCUUCACCAAUAUCGUCGCCCGCCCCAGCCGCAACGGCGCUGAGCUCGCCAAGCAGGAGCUCGACGCGGGCGUGUCCAUCCUGGAGGACAAGAUUCGGACUUGGAGGCCCCAGGUCGCCUGCAUCGUCGGCAAGAGCAUAUGGGAGUCGAUCUGGAGGGUACGGCACGGUAGGGGGAUCAGGAAGGACGAGUUCAAGUACGGCUGGCAGGAUGAGGAUGAGCGGAUGGGCUGUCUGCGCACUCAAGACGAUGCUGAAGAUGUGGCCGAGGGUGUGAUCCCCUCGCCGGAUUGGAAGGGCGCUAGAGUGUUUGUUGCUACGAGUACCAGUGGGCUUGCGGCUACCCCGCCGCUCAAGGAGAAGCAACGGAUAUGGGGCGAGUUGGGUGCAUGGGUUGAGCAAGAACGUGCGAGCAGGCUGGCGCGAAAAGAGAGUGACGGAGGCUGAAUUACUGGGGACAAACUCUAAUAUACGUGUUUUUGACUUAUACAUUCGACGCAAUAUCGCGUACGCACGACAGACGUGCGUUCUACACCCGUGAAGUUGGGAUAGCCCCUGUAAAGGGCUACCUUACUUUUUGCAACCUACUUUUUUUCCCUAUUCUUCCAACCAAUUAAUAAAAUAGGGAUAAACCCGUACGCAGGUAUUGCUUCGUUGGUUUACUACCUGUCUAAUAGGCUCCCAAAAAUCCAUUCACC